Molecule: messenger RNA, 1213 nt
Organism: Anthostomella pinea
Lineage: Eukaryota; Fungi; Ascomycota; Sordariomycetes; Xylariales; Xylariaceae
Source: the annotation of a GenBank genome assembly
AUGGCGACAGACCAGCUGCACUGUCAUCGAAAGCGUGACUCAUGGGCAAUGAACAUCUCAAGAGAAAGGAGUUAUCCCACACCCGUGUCAAAUCUGGGUGCAGCUCACUUUGAGACUGGUGACUACCAAUCAUGCAUCCAGGCCUCCCUGAAGGCCCUCGAGCUCAUCAGAGAAGAGCCAGACGACGACCAAAAGAGACAGAAAGCCUUCCGCCGGUUGACGAGGGCGUACAGCCACCUGAAGGAUGCCGGCAGUGCCCGACAAUGGGCGGCCAGGAUCUCCUUGCAGCAUGACGGAGAAGCCGAAUUGUCCUCACUCAAGCUGAGCCAGAGGCACUACACUAGAGCGGGUCAUGGUGAUGGUAAGGGUGAUGCAAAGUCGCACAUUCUUGCCCUGCCGCGCUUCAUGCCUCCCAUGCAACCUAAGGCCGAGUAUUUCGCUGUUGGUCAUGACGGAGUUCGGGAGGAGUUCGAGUACGCUUUCGGCCCAAAACCUGAUGAGAAGGUCUCCUUGAUGUAUUGCGGCGUUGGUGAUGCUCGGAAUCUCUUCCAGCGAAUACUGGUGUGCACUGCCGUGAUUGCUCGAGACAUGAUCAUCUUCCACCUGCUCGACUUGUACGCCAAGACACGAAAGAAAGACAUCGCCAUUGCGACCGCUCACAUCUACUCGGCUCAAAUCUUCCCGGUUCACAUUUGGAAGCUGGUCAACCUUCGCGCCAAGCGAGUCCGAUACGGACGUCAUGAUGGCCGACGCCAGGUUCUGGACCGUGACCAACAGGGCACCGGCGGAUCCCUGAUACGACCUCGGCACACUGGAUGUGAUGAAUAUGGCGGCGGCCGCAAAGCUCAGGUCGGGGCCGAAAGUCGCGAGGGCCACCCUCGGCAUGGACAGUGCCCAGUACGAGGUCGACGGCGUCUGGGGGAGGAAGAAGACGGGUCCCAUGGCGAAACACACCAUGCUUGCAGUGAAGAUCCAAUGACCGGGAAAGAUGUGGAGCGUCUUGGAGACUAUCCAGGCCGCCAGCACGCCAACGAUGGCGUUGGAAUUGCCAUCCGCCGCCUGAUUAAGAAUAUGGAUCAGCAGACUAUCUUCAUCCGAAAAUUAUACUGUAAGACGGCAGAGUACUCACUGUAUCCUCCAAACCCAAGAAAAUAUGCCACCAACAACGGCACAAAACCGGGGGUCUUCCAGAGCCCAUUCGGAAUCAAGGGAC